CGUUACCCAUGGCAGCAAGAAAUACAAUAAUGGACAGGCACCACUUGUACGACAAGCAUUGAAUUUAAUCCUGAGUAGUGUAGUAAUUUAGCGUAUUAAAGAUUGCAUAUCAUCAUCAUCAUCAUCAUCAUUAUCAUAAAUAAUGGAUAUUAGCAGCAAUUGUUCCAGUGAAGGAGACAUCAUACAAGAGGAACUGGUGGAGCCGGGGGAUUCUGAUGAUGCCCAGAGUAGUGAAGAGAAAUCUAUUAGUCCUGCCCCAGGGAGCCCAGAGGGUUCAAAUGAUGAUGGAGAAAUGGAAGAGCUGCUGGAUUUGGAACCCAGUUCUGCAACAGAUGAGAAUAUUCUAGCAUCUUCCAGAGAAAGUGGGAAUUUUGAAAGUGAAAUGCAACAGUCCUUAAACGCUGUAAUGUCUGAUGAGUGUUCAGAAAUGAAAACCAAUAGCUACCCAAAUAUGGUUUUUGAGGAAACAACUCCAUCACUUCUUAAUGUGGCUCUUCCACAAAUUCUACAGUACAAAAGAGAAUCUGAGGAAGUUGAGUUGUCUUUGGAUGGCAGUAAUUCCACACGGAUGGCCACACCGUUACCAAAAAAUAUUUGCCAGUUCUGUAAACAUCCAAUCAAGCCUUUGGUAUCGCUGCAAGAACAAAUCACUUUGGCACCUGAGGAAAUUUAUUGUUGUGAAUCAUACCAAGAAUUUCUUCACAUGGUGCUCCUGGCUGAAAUUGAAGAGGCCAAGUUGAAAAUGAAGAGUAAGGUAUUAGAAGAGGGGCCUGAUGUAAACAACCAGAAAAUGAAAAAAGAAAAGGUGAUUUCUGGAAAAGAUUUAAGAAUCAAAGUGAAAACCAGAGAGACAAAUCUGCCACAGAGGCAACACGAAGCCUCACAACAGCUUCACCCUCAACUAGGAUAUCACAUGGCUCGUCAUAUGAACACGAUUAAUUACCAACUCUCUUCUCGAAAAUGUCUUGAUGCUGGCUGGACAGUCUGUGUACCUGAGCUGGAGAAGUCAACCCAAGAAGACGUGUUUGUCAUUGAACCAAGAAAAUGCUCUUUAUACAGGAGUAAUGAGAGCCAUCCUGAAGAACCGGUGGAGAAAUUCUAUGACAAUGGCAAUAAAUUUUUCACUAUCUUCCCUGAUGGAACUGGAAAUAUUUUUUAUCCGUCAGGCAAACUGGCCAUUCUGAUCAGUUCCACCUUGCCUUAUCAUUUCACUUAUAUAGUAUAUGGAGAAGUCGGCAGAAAGCAACAAGUGAUGGCAGUGUUUGAACAUACAGGAUAUGGCACGUGUUAUCAUCCAAAUGGUAAUGUCAGAUUGUACAUUGACCCCGCUGGGGGUGUGGAAAUGAGCCCUGCAGGGUCAUGUCGUAAGAAGUGGCUGUGGAAAGACCUCCAAUGCCAUGCCCCUCCACUUCAGCCUAUCUUCAUCCAUCUAAACAGAUUCAUUGGUAUGAAAGUGCUGUCCCAGCAGAACAUUCAGUUGACCAUCACUUUUCGAAGAUUCAGCUGUCGUAUGAACCUUGGAGUCUACAUGAAACCAGUAGCAGUGUCAAAGUGGGUCCCACUUGUGGACGAACAUUCUUUGUACUUGGAAGAUAAAAGAAAUGAAAUCGAGUCUCUGCUGGACAAGGUGAGGAAUUCGUUAAAUUAUUCUUGCUCUCCUAAACUGAACAAGAUCCUCCCUCCAAUCUACUUGACCAACCGUAUCAAUAAGCUGUCGGCUAAGAAACAGAAUUUGCAACAGAAUACACUUACAGCGAAAUCUAUAAAAAUCCAACCGAACAUCCAGCUGCAAGCGUAGGGUGAAGUCUCUGAUGCUGAUGUGUAGGACGAGGACAAAGAAAGCAAUGCUAGUGAUGAUGGCUUCUAUGAUAGUGAUGAUGAUGAUGAUGAUGAUGAUGGCAUCAAUGAGAUGGUGAUGAGAGUGGUGAUAAUGAGAAUGAUGCUGGUAAUAGUAGUGAUGAUGACUACAACAUUUUUGAUGAUGAUAACGAUUAUAGAUUCUGCUGUGAUGACGACGAUGAAUGAUAUGAUAUAAAGUUGAUAUGACUCCACGGUCAUAUUUGUAGUUAAAACAAUUAGCUGUCUUUUGGCUGCUAUUUCUAAAUUUUCGGUAUGUGGUGAAACAACUUGUUGCUAAACCCUUAAUUAUAUUUGUAAUUAUAUAAAAAAACUUUUUGUACAAGUUUUUACUUUUUUUUUUCCAUACCGAGACUAGUUGGUAAAAUUUAUAAAUUAAUUAUUAAAUUAAUAAUUCUUUACCCUAUAUCAUUUAUAUACAUUUAUACAUAUAUAGAAUAUGUGUGAUACCGGUGAUAAAAAUGUAGAGAAAAUAUAAAUGUUGGUUAAACAUUGCGGUUGACAAUGACUACGACAGCAGCAAUAAUAAUUCUUUGUAACAUUUAUCAGUAAACCUUUUGCAUAUAAACCAGUCAUAUCCAGCCCACCUGCCCAAAUAUUCUACCUGUUUUAUGUUCAAACAGGCCAAUCUGGCUUCUCAUACUUACUCUAAAAGAAAAUGUUUAUGAUAUUGAAAUCUCAAAGCUACGAGAUAAUGCAUUCAAAACGAUGUGCAUGAAUAAGCAUCAUAUUUGGCAGAGUGAUCUGAA
Molecule: messenger RNA, 2606 nt
Organism: Octopus sinensis (East Asian common octopus)
Lineage: Eukaryota; Metazoa; Mollusca; Cephalopoda; Octopoda; Octopodidae
Product: glutamate-rich protein 6-like
Exons: 13
Coding region: 143-1798 (551 amino acids)
Source: RefSeq, a predicted model, not a curated record